AUGUGGGAUUGGCAAAGUUUCUUCGUGAAAAUCGGUAUCCCGACCAGUAUUGCAUCUCGUUAUGCAGAAAUCUUCAGACAAAACAGAGUGUCAAAGGAUAUGCUUCCCGACCUUGACAAGGCUACGUUAGCUGAUCUGGGUGUGACAGCAGUUGGAGACCAAUUGGCGAUUUUGAAGCAUGCAAAGGAUCAUGCCUACGAGCUGGAACCUGAUUCGCCGGAAAAACUUCGUGUUCAUAUCCCUGGGCCUAAAGCAGAAAAAUCGCUGAAUGGAUCUACAUCUACCGACCAGCGCAAAGGGAGACCGCCUCCGGAUCGCCACGAGAUUUAUCACGUCAAAAUGCCUGAGGGUAGUACUGCUCGAUUGGUCGUUCGUGGCACAACCGGCGUAAGGCAAGGCGGUCGAUCCGUGAGCCCAGUUGAUAAAAGAAGCGCGGCUGUGAUCCGAAUGCGUCAAGAACGUGAGUCAUUUAAAGUAAUUUGA
This is a messenger RNA of Cooperia oncophora, 483 nucleotides long. Lineage: Eukaryota; Metazoa; Nematoda; Chromadorea; Rhabditida; Trichostrongylidae. The record is from the annotation of a GenBank genome assembly.